This is a messenger RNA of Perca flavescens (yellow perch), 2464 nucleotides long. RefSeq names its product structure-specific endonuclease subunit SLX4-like. The coding region runs from base 272 to 2464 and encodes 730 amino acids. Gene Ontology annotation, molecular function: protein binding. Lineage: Eukaryota; Metazoa; Chordata; Actinopteri; Perciformes; Percidae. Gene Ontology annotation, biological process: resolution of meiotic recombination intermediates. The transcript has 12 exons. The record is from RefSeq and is a predicted model, not a curated record. Gene Ontology annotation, cellular component: Slx1-Slx4 complex.
CCCGCCAAUAAACCAAAAGAAGAAGAAGAUUGCCUUUUGAAAUGAAAACAAACCUCACUGGUCUUUUGGCUGUGUUAUUAACCAUAUAAUUGAUAUAUAAUGCUGCGUGUAUUUUAAAAUCAACGAGACUCGCCAUUGUGAUAGAGUCGUGAAUGAGCAACGAUGAGGCGGAAAGCUAAAAGCUGAAUUCAUCAAACCUGGGCUGGUCGUUACAGCUGGGGACAUGCCGGGACAUGCUUGGCCUUUUUAAUGUGAGACAAAGUGUACCAUCAUGGAUGACUCGGACCAGGAUUUUGUAGAUCUCUGCUCAAAGCUGCUAAAACGAGUCCGCAAGAAACCAAGUGAGUCCAGACAGGCGCGGAAAGCAGAGCAUCAGCCCUCCAGUCAGGCAAGCGAUGGAGACCGAAGAAAAAACAAAAGAGCUGCAGACUCUGGGUCUGCGUGUGCUGGGACCCAGCCUGGUUCUACUGGUGCAGAUGAGCAUGUGGUCUGUGGAGGGACUGGACAUGAGUCAGGAGAUGCCGAGUCGUCCGCUGUGCCAGCAGCAGCAGCACCAGGACCGAGUGCUGAGAGACGUUUGGCGGCGAAAGACAAAGUACUGCACAGAAUGCAACAGUUCAAGAGAGCCAGUCCACAGAGGAUGGUGCACAAGGACAAGAGCAGGCCAACAAAUCAUGAGGACGACUGUGUCCCCCCUCUACCUCUGACACAUAGACAAGAGUCUUUCAGCCCAGAUCUCCGCCCUGAAUCCCUGGACAGCGAUGAAGCUCUGGCCCUGCGGCUGCAGCAGGAGCUGGACAGGGAGGCAGCAGAGGCCCAGACGGUGGACCUAGAGGACGGAGGCCUCUUCUUCUGUCAGAUCUGCCACAGAGACCUGUCACAUAUGACACCUGAGGGGCGAACACAGCAUCUCAACAGGUGUUUGGAUGAGAGCGAAGAGAGUGCCCCAGCCCCCCCUCCUCCGCCUCCCGGUGUGCCUGACUGUCCCAUCUGUGGCAAGAAGUUCAAGUCCCAGAAGAGUCGCUUGGCCCACCUGAAGCGCUGUUCCGCAGACAUGGGUGUCGCUCCGGUUGUGCUGCUGCAGGCUCUGCAGAGACAGACUGAGGAGACCCCCAACGUCCCCGCCGCUAACACACUCACACAGACUGGUGGAACUAAAAGAAAAUGCCCACCCAAGCCAGGCCUACCAGUGAGGAAGAAGCCCAGGAACAAGACUGCACUCCUGGACGAAGACACCAUGGUGGCCUUGGCUCUGUCCUCCUCCCUGCUGGAACAGGAGCAGCAGAGCGAGAGGGAGCCGGAGAGGCACUCCAAAACAAAGACGGCUGCCUCUCACAUCUCCAUGAAUCCAGCGUUGAAGUGGAGGCCAGACACGGGUAAGGGGCGCGGAAAGAGGAAGAAGGGCGCCAUCCCUCGCCCUCCUCCGCUCCUCCUCGUUCAGGAUGCCGAGGUGGCUCUGGCGAGGCUGCAGGAACGCGUUUCUGCCCUCCUCCUACGCAGUCGGCCCCCCUCUCCCCCCACCCCGACCCGCUGCCCCAGCAGUCUGCCCGGCUGGAGCGGUGUUGCCCCCCUCUGGCAAAAAAGCACACUACAGGGCCGAGCCUCCACCCGUCUGUCUGAUUUCUACACUCCAGAGCUCAGUGAGUUCAUCACGCCUUGGGAAUCAGCAACGACCGAUGCAGCCACCUCCAGCACCGUCAACAAGCCUGCGUCUUCUGUCCAACCUGUGAGCGAAGGAACUCCUGUCCCAGGGACCAGGGCCUCCACACUGCCCUCCUCCUCUCAGAAGGCUCCCUCCACGCCGGGGACUGGGCAGCUCCUGAUGGACCUGAUGGAGCUGGCUGAAGACGGUGUGACCCUCACCCAGUAUGGUCACACUGCUUCGGGCCCUGACAAAGACAAGCCAAGUCAGACCACUAACGUUCGUCUGAGCGGGUUCGUGGUGGCACUAUCCAGACUGGCAUCAGAGCUGAGCAGCAUGGUGAACAACGCUCAGCUCAGUGACCUGCAGCUCCAGGUGGACAGUGGAGAGAUCUACUUUGCUCAUUCCUUCAUGGUGUAUGCCCGAUGCCCCCUGCUGGCAGAAAUGGUUCAUGAAAGUGGUUUUGGGGUGCAGGAGGCAGGCGUGCCUGCAGCCCAGAGGGUGCUGAUGAAUGACGUCCCAGGACAGGCGGUGUUUGCUUUCCUGCAGUAUCUCUACACAUCCCGCUGCUCCAUCCCCGCAUCGCUUCGGCCCCACGUACUGGAGCUCGCAUCCAGGUUUGACUUGCAGGAGCUACAGCGGCUUUGCGAGCUCCGCCGGGACGAUGCAGCGACUCGGGGAGACGAGGAAGAUUCCGUGAACCGGGAGGAGAACGUGAACAACCAAACGCAGCAGGCCCUCACGGAGCUGCUCCGCUCCAUGUGGGACGAAGAGGACGAAGACGACGAGGGCGUGACGGGGAGAUCCGUGAGGAGAAAGUGA